Messenger RNA from Psilocybe cubensis, 699 nucleotides. RefSeq lists its product as uncharacterized. The coding region runs from base 1 to 699 and encodes 232 amino acids. The record is from RefSeq and is a predicted model, not a curated record. The transcript has 6 exons. NCBI's taxonomy places the organism in Eukaryota, Fungi, Basidiomycota, Agaricomycetes, Agaricales, Agrocybaceae.
AUGUCCAUCACAGGCAAUGCCAGAAAGCUCACUUUUGUCUCGAAGAACUUGGGAAAAGAUAUUGACUUAAUGCUCAUGUUCGAGCCUCCGAAACUGGGUGAACUAUAUACCGAUCUGUACCCUGUUUGCUGGAAGGUCCUUCAGUUCAGUGCCUCCAAUAUCAGCACCGCGGUUGCUUUGUAUACUGCCGACACAGCUUUUAUGAAAGAAGAUGAUUCCAACAUCGUGUCUGCUCUCAACGUACAGAAAUGCCAGGUGAGAGAACCGAACUACGACAAAUUUGCAUACCCUCAGUCUCAUUCUAUACAUUCAGGGUGGAGAGAUAUGCUCGUUGAUGACCAACACCAAGGGAAACAACUACCUUACUGCGCCAGGAGUAGGUACCCUGGGCUUAUUCAAUGCAAAAUCCAAUCUACCAAGCCAGCGGAUGUCGCAUUUGGAAUUGUUGGCAAAGAUCAGUCGGUUUCACCCAUUUUCAAAUGGAACGGACUCGCUGUCGACAGUAACCUGGCUGUCAAACUCAGCCCCGUACUGAAAAUCUAUGGUGUCAGCGACUACCAAUCCUCUGAGAUACUUAGAGGAGACGUAACCACGGAAGAGCUAUUUAACCAAGAUCUUACUAAACUACCUCACGAAUCCACCUGGAAUGUUGUCCGCGACCCUAGUAGCUUGCAGCUGAAGAUUGUGCGCGCCAAGUAA